AUGGGAGCCACGCGCCGGCCUCCCCUUGAAGGAAUGUUGUGACCUGACGUCACCGGCGAGUUACCUCCGGCUCCGCAGAGCGCCCCGUCCGCAGCUCCGCCAGCGCCCGGCGGCCGCGAUGCCCUCAGACCGGCCUUUCAAGCAGCGGCGCAGCUUCGCCGACCGCUGUAAGGAGGUGCAGCAGAUCCGCGACCAGCACCCCAGCAAGAUCCCGGUGAUCAUCGAGCGCUACAAGGGGGAGAAGCAGCUGCCCGUCCUGGACAAGACCAAGUUCCUGGUCCCCGACCACGUCAACAUGAGCGAGCUGGUCAAGAUCAUCCGGCGCCGCCUGCAGCUGAACCCCACGCAGGCCUUCUUCCUGCUGGUCAACCAGCACAGCAUGGUGAGCGUGUCCACGCCCAUCGCCGACAUCUACGAGCAGGAGAAGGACGACGACGGCUUCCUCUACAUGGUCUACGCCUCCCAGGAAACCUUUGGCUUCUGAGCCAGCAGUAGGGGGGAUUGGCGGGGAGUAGGGGGGCCCCCCCGGGAGCACCUGAGCUGCAGGGCGGGUUAGGGUUCUCCUGAAUGCGGGUGGGAUGGAGGCAGGCAAGGUGCAGCCUCCCAGCACCCCUGCCGUGUGUUUGUUUGCUUUUUUAGGCCCCUGCCUGUCUGUCCAUCUGUCCUUCCCCUGCCUGGACCUGCCCACUUCGAAGGACUGGCCCCCUGGCUCUCCUGGUCUUGCAUCUGUGGCCAUUGUCCCUCUGCAGAAUAAAGAUUGCUCAGGCCUGCCUGGC
Messenger RNA from Erinaceus europaeus (western European hedgehog), 776 nucleotides. It is a transcript of the gene MAP1LC3A, whose product is annotated as microtubule associated protein 1 light chain 3 alpha. Gene Ontology annotation, molecular function: ubiquitin protein ligase binding. The transcript has 4 exons. Gene Ontology annotation, cellular component: autophagosome; cytosol; autophagosome membrane. The record is from RefSeq and is a predicted model, not a curated record. Gene Ontology annotation, biological process: cellular response to nitrogen starvation; autophagosome assembly; macroautophagy. Lineage: Eukaryota; Metazoa; Chordata; Mammalia; Eulipotyphla; Erinaceidae. Bases 119 to 484 code for a protein of 121 amino acids.